Molecule: messenger RNA, 771 nt
Organism: Colletotrichum graminicola M1.001
Lineage: Eukaryota; Fungi; Ascomycota; Sordariomycetes; Glomerellales; Glomerellaceae
Exons: 2
Coding region: 1-771 (256 amino acids)
Biological process (GO): regulation of transcription by RNA polymerase II
Cellular component (GO): nucleus
Source: RefSeq, a predicted model, not a curated record
AUGGAAUCCUUUGUCGACGGAACCACCUACACUUAUUUCUCUAAUGUCGAUAACACCUUGGAUUACACAUUCGACCCUCAGUUUAUCCCCUUCCCAUCAGGGGAUGCACUUGACAGCUUUCUCUACCCUUACUCAUUCCCUUCAUUCCAACCACCAAUGCCCUUGUUGGAUACUUCCUGCACAUCCAACCUGGACGCCAGCUACAACACGCUCAACGUCCAGUCAGUGGCGCCUUCUCCACCUUCAGCUUUCUCGCCUGCCUCGACCGAAUCGUUGGACUUCGCUUCAUCUCCCAGCAGUGGAGUUGCGUCACCACCAUCUCCUCCCAGAGAGACGGAGCCUGAGAACUGGGGCCCUGCGGACUUGCAUCAGAUGGGCUAUCUUGACGUGUCCGGCAACUGGCGCUGCCGGUACUCUGGCUGCUGCUCCUCUCGCGUUUUCCUCCGGGCAUGCGAUCUCAGGAAGCACUUCCGCGGCCACGCCAAGUAUUUCUUCUGCACCGAGGAGAAGUGCCAGCAAGCGGGUGUUGGUUUCGCGACCCGCAAGGAUUUCCAGCGACACAUGGGAUCACACAAGCCCGCCGUUCGCUGCCUGCAUCCUGAUUGUGAUCGGAUCUUCAGCCGCAAGGACAAUAUGAGGGAGCAUUAUAAAAAGAUUCACCAACGUCAGAGGAACAACCUCUUCCCGCGCAAAUGCCGCGAGAUUAAGAUCAGAGAGUAUUUGGCUGCUUCGCCACAGUCAAAUUACGGGGCUUACACCGUAAACUUCUAA